AUGCCUGCAACAAAACGCUCAAGACCGCCCGCGAGAGCAUCUUCAGCAGCAAACAAAAGAAGUUCAUCUCGCUCCGUCUCUCGAGCAGCAAAGCGUCAAGAUGCCACGCCGUCAAGCAGCGAUUCUGACUUUGAGGCCGAAGUUGAAGAUGAAGUUGACAUGGAAGACAUCCCACCAGAGAACGACGCCAAAAGACGAAAAGUAGCAGCUCCUGCAUUGCGUUCAGUCAAAUUCGACGGCAUCCUCAGCAAGAGACUCUUUGCACAAGAGGCCAGAGAAGCGGCAAAGGAAGAGACAUGCUUCCCACCUUCACGCCGGCAUUCCGUCUUAUACCACAGGCCCCUCCUCUUGGAUGAGCAAGUUGGAUCUCAAGGUCGCAAGGCUUUGCUCUCGUGGUUUGACUCAGUCAGUCAAUCACGGUCCAUGCCGUGGCGGAAAGCCUGGGUCGACCCAAAGACGAUAUCGGAUCCAGCAGAGCUUCGAAAGACGCUCGAGAAGCGCGCAUACGAGGUAUGGAUCAGCGAAAUCAUGCUGCAACAGACUCGAGUGGCCGUCGUGAUUGACUACUGGAGCCGCUGGAUGGACAAAUGGCCAACAAUCCAUGACCUGGCGGCAGCAAAGUCAGAAGAUGUGCUUGCUGCGUGGAGCGGACUCGGGUAUUACAGCCGUGCGACGAGAAUCCAUGAAGCAGCAAAGCUGGCAGUUAGCGACUCAGACAUGAAGGGCCUAUUACCAUCUUCGGCAAAGGAGCUUGAGGCAAAGAUGCCCGGCGUUGGGAGAUAUACCGCUGGCGCCAUUUCAUGCAUCGUCUUCGGCCGCGCAGAGCCAAUGGUCGACGGCAACGUGCUGCGAGUACUGAGCAGGCAGCUGGGGAUACACGGCAACAUCAAGACGGGCAAGGCUGUCAUCGACUCCAUCUGGGCCGCGGCAGAUGCAAUUGUCAAAGCCACGGCCGAACCGGGACGAUGGGGUCAGGCGCUGAUGGAGCUGGGCAGUACAAUCUGUACACCAAACCCAAACUGCUCUCAGUGUCCCAUUACAUCGACAUGUCGCGUUUAUCAAGAAGGCAAACUGAAAGCGAACAAGUCAAAGGAAAAGUCUCCGAGGGUAGUCGACAUUGAAGACUUGUGCAUCUUAUGCGAAGAAUUUGACGAAGCCGAAGGCGACAGCGACGAAAACUCGACCCAGGACAAGAAAGUUAGCAAUGCAAAGAAGAUGGAAGCAAAGAAAAGCAAGCAGCCCACGCUGGCAGCAUUUGCGUUUACGCGAAAACCCGUUAGCAACUCAUCAUCCCCUUCACCCUCUCCGUCAUCAACAACCUCAGCCACUUCCAAGGCAACAAUGGACACAAUCACUAGCUACGCUCGCAGAUUCCCCGUCAAGGCCGUCAAAAAGGCUGUCCGCGAAGAAGAAACGCUUGUGUGCGCCAUCCGCCGGAGCGACGGCCACUAUCUCAUCCACCGCCGUCCUCUCAAGGGUCUACUCGCCGGACUAUGGGAGUUUCCCAGCAAAUUGCUCGAGCCGUCGACAAAGUCGGAUAAGAAGAAGCGCGAGCGGCUGGCCCAUGAAUACGUGUCGGACUUACUGAAUGGCGACAAGGGCCGUGGAAAGACAAAGAUAUCGUGUGAGGGCGAGUUAGGGAACGUGCCGUGGCUUUUCUCGCACAUCAAGCUGACGAUGCAUGUCUACUUGUUUGAGGUGGGAGAUGAUGCUGCGGUGGUAGAGGAUGAAGACCAGCCGAGACGGUGGGUGGCUGGAGGGGAUGUUGACGCUGAGAAUAUGGGGACGGGGAUGAAGAAGUGCUGGGAGAUGGUGAAGGGGGCAUUGGAGGAGCCGUGA
This is a messenger RNA of Trichoderma breve, 1839 nucleotides long. RefSeq names its product NUDIX domain-containing protein. Gene Ontology annotation, biological process: mismatch repair; base-excision repair. The transcript is spliced from 2 exons. Lineage: Eukaryota; Fungi; Ascomycota; Sordariomycetes; Hypocreales; Hypocreaceae. Gene Ontology annotation, molecular function: 4 iron, 4 sulfur cluster binding; purine-specific mismatch base pair DNA N-glycosylase activity; oxidized purine DNA binding. Bases 1 to 1839 code for a protein of 612 amino acids. Gene Ontology annotation, cellular component: nucleus. The record is from RefSeq and is a predicted model, not a curated record.